This is a messenger RNA of Phacochoerus africanus (Common warthog), 3003 nucleotides long. It is a transcript of the gene SLC25A23, whose product is annotated as solute carrier family 25 member 23. Lineage: Eukaryota; Metazoa; Chordata; Mammalia; Artiodactyla; Suidae. Gene Ontology annotation, biological process: transmembrane transport. Bases 163 to 1866 code for a protein of 567 amino acids. Gene Ontology annotation, molecular function: calcium ion binding; ATP transmembrane transporter activity. The transcript has 11 exons. The record is from RefSeq and is a predicted model, not a curated record.
CACCGCCUCCUACAAGUGCGGGAGCCCGGCAGGCAGAACUGAGGCUGAGGUAGCAGUGGCCGCGGAGCUGGCCCUGCGGGGUCCCGGGGGGGAGAGGGGGAGCCGUCAAGCCCCCGUUGAGGCCGCCGCUGCCGGGCCUCCCCUCCCCCCCGGGCUGGCGCCAUGCGGGGGGGCCCGGGUGAUGCGGAGCGGCGUCAGCGCUGGGGUCGCCUCUUCGAGGAGCUGGACAGUAACAAGGAUGGUCGCGUGGAUGUCCACGAGUUGCGCCAGGGACUGGCCCGGCUGGGCGCGGGUGACCCGGACCGUGGCGCCCAACAGGGCAUCUCCCCAGAUGGAGGCCUUGACCUGGAGGAGUUUAUCCUCUACCUGCAGGAGCGGGAACAGCGCCUGCUGCUUCUGUUCCAUAGUCUGGACCGAAAUCAGGAUGGUCAUAUUGAUGUCUCUGAGAUCCAGCAGAGUUUCCGAGCUCUGGGCAUUUCCAUCUCACUGGAGCAGGCAGAAAAAAUCCUGCACAGCAUAGACCGUGAUGGCACCAUGACCAUUGACUGGCAGGAAUGGCGUGACCACUUCCUGUUGCAUUCACUGGAGAACGUAGAAGAUGUGCUUUAUUUCUGGAAGCAUUCCACGGUCCUGGACAUUGGUGAGUGCCUGACAGUCCCAGAUGAGUUCUCGGAGCAAGAGAAGCUGACUGGCAUGUGGUGGAAGCAGCUGGUGGCAGGUGCAGUGGCAGGUGCCGUGUCCCGGACAGGCACCGCCCCUCUGGACCGCCUCAAGGUCUUCAUGCAGGUCCAUGCCUCUAAGACCAACCGGCUGAACAUCCUGGGGGGCCUACGGAGCAUGAUCCAAGAGGGGGGCGUCCGCUCCCUGUGGCGUGGCAACGGGAUUAACGUGCUCAAGAUUGCACCUGAGUCGGCUAUCAAGUUCAUGGCCUAUGAGCAGAUCAAGCGGGCCAUCCGGGGACAGCAGGAAACAUUACACGUGCAGGAACGCUUCGUGGCUGGCUCCCUGGCUGGUGCCACAGCCCAAACCAUCAUUUACCCCAUGGAGGUGCUGAAGACACGGCUGACCCUUCGCCGGACAGGCCAGUACAAGGGGCUGCUAGACUGCGCUUGGUGGAUCCUGGAGCGAGAAGGGCCCCGAGCCUUCUACCGAGGCUACCUACCCAACGUGCUGGGCAUCAUACCCUACGCAGGGAUUGACCUGGCCGUCUACGAGACCCUGAAGAACCGAUGGCUCCAGCAGUAUAGCCACGACUCAGCCGAUCCUGGCAUCCUCGUGCUCCUGGCCUGCGGCACCAUCUCCAGCACGUGUGGCCAGUUAGCCAGUUACCCCCUGGCCCUGGUGCGGACCCGCAUGCAGGCCCAAGCCUCCAUCGAGGGAGCCCCCCAGCUCUCCAUGCUGGGUCUGCUCCGUCACAUCCUGUCUCAGGAGGGCGUGCGGGGCCUCUACCGGGGCAUCGCCCCCAACUUCAUGAAGGUGAUCCCGGCUGUGAGCAUCUCCUAUGUGGUCUACGAGAACAUGAAGCAGGCCCUGGGGGUCACGUCCAGAUACCCAGACCCCAGCUGCCUCAGGCACCAGAUCCAGUGUCUUCAUGCAGUCCUGGAUCCUAGAUCCCCAGCCCCACUGGUGGAUCCUAGAUCCCCAUGCUUCAAGCCCUGCAUCUCUAAGCUCAGCCACUGGAUUCUGGAUUUCAAGAAACCUCAGCCACCGGAUCCUGACAGUGCAAUGCCUAGAUCCUGGGGCCCCAACCACUGGAUCCCAGAUCCCCUCACCCCAACCACUGGAUCCCUGAAUUCCUUUACCUCGACACUGGGUCCUGGGUCCCUCUACUUCAACUACCGGAUCCUUACAUUUCAACUAUUAUAACCUCAAUACGCCCCCUCAACCACCAGAUCCCAGAUUUCCAAGCCCCAACCUGUCAGAUCCUAGCUCCAAAAACCACAGUCAAGAGAGCCCAUGGGAAGAGCAAGUGGGUCCUGGCAACCUCAGAAGGGAUCCUGGAUCCCUUCACUACAGGGACUGGAUAUUAAAACUGCACCCAUGAGAGGCAGACCCUGACACCUCCAGGCACUGGAGCCCAACGCUCAGCCCCCAGUCAAGCUCCCCACUGGCCAAUCACAGCAUCCUGGAUCCCAUGCACCCCUGUCCCAUACACAGACCAGAGCCCAGUUACCUCCCACCAUGACACACACCCCAGAGUCUAGGGAGCCUCCAGGAAGCCCAGGUCCUGGGCUCCCAGCUCCAGAAAACCCACGGGACUCAUCCACUGUCCUGACAUGACACAGAUACCAGCCACAAGGGGAGGAGAUGCCCCUCCCAGGCCCUGCACAGACACUGAAGUCUCCUCACCUUCCCCAGUACGACCUCAACUCUGUGCCUGAGGAGAAACUUCUCCCUCAAAUGCCCCCUUCCUAGCCCUCUGCUGUGUCUUCCACCUCCUCCCCACCUUACAGGUGGCUAACAACCCGGAAAGCCUAGGUCCCUCUGGAGGAUCCAGUGGUUCUUUCUUUGGGGCUGGCAAGGAGGCAAUCCCAGGCCGGGGACACAUUAAGGGGACCUUCCCACCGACUCACACCCCAGCACUGCCACCCCUUCCCCAGUCUUCAAAGUUGGAAGCCAGAAGCAGCUUCCUUAAACCCAAGCAUCCAAGGAUGCAAAGCCAACAAGCCCCAACCUCUCCCCCCAAUUCACUCCAGGUCUAUUUUUCUAUCAGAGGAGCAUCUGCCCAUCCGCCCGACUAACCCAAGCCCCCAGCACCCCCACCCUGUACCUUCUGCACUUUACAGUUGGAUGCUGAGCUUAGGAUCACUGGGGGGCCCCUCUCUCCACUACUUCCAUGCCCUUGGGGAACCCCAUUAAGGGACUUUGAAAAAGGAACCAGGCUGUUGGGGGGAGGCGGGAGGCCCCCUCUCCGAAUGCUUCCACCUCCCCCAUGCCCCACCUCCCUGCCUGUGUGUGUUAUUUCAAAGGAAAAGAACAAAGGAAUACAUUUUCUAAGCUCUU